AUGGCUGACUUCCCAUCCAAAGUCACCACGGAGACGAGCGCCGGCGGCUCCCAGAGCCAGCAGCCGGGGGGAAACAGCCUCAGAGGAGUGGCUGCCAACGUCACCAGCAAGAUGGACAUGUCCUUUAUCCGAAGCAUCCCAGCCAUCCUCAUGAUGGCUGAAAUAUUUGUGGGGUUGCUCCACUGGGCGCUGAUAGCCAGCACACCCUACACGGCCCACCCGACGUAUGGCUGGGUGAUGUUUGUGGCCGUUACCCUCUGGAUCCUCACCACCAUCCUCUUCCUCAUCAUCCUCUUCAGCGUCACACGGAGGCUGGCUUUUGUCCCCUGGCUGAUGACGGUGAUGGCGUAUAACGGCGUUGCCACGGUUCUGUAUGUCACCGCUUUUCUGGCCAACGCGGCGACCGUGAACCACUUUUAUUGGCCUUUCUACCAACACAUGGGAGCCGCAGCAUUUUUUGGAGCCGUGGCGUGCGUGCUGUAUGGGGCCAGUGCUUUCUUCUCCUAUUUGGACUGGAAGGGCGACGGAGGGAACGCUGCCACCAGCACGGUGCCGACCUAA
This is a messenger RNA of Menidia menidia (Atlantic silverside), 561 nucleotides long. The record is from the annotation of a GenBank genome assembly. NCBI's taxonomy places the organism in Eukaryota, Metazoa, Chordata, Actinopteri, Atheriniformes, Atherinopsidae.